AUGCCAUUCUCAAAAACCACUACUGGGAGCUGCCAUCAUCGACCUAGUCUAGGUACCUAUGUGGUGUACACCGUCAGCACGGACCGUCCGGUCUUAUGGCGCGGUGGACGUUAUCUUGGAUCGAAAGACGGGGAAGCUUCCGAUCAGAAGCUGUUGAAGCCUCCCAUGCGCGCUAGAGACUUUCUUCUUUCUUUCGUUCAUUGCAAGCAACCCCCCGGAAUCCGCCCCAGCUCAAUCUACGAUUCACUUCAGUUCAGUUUCAUCUGGGUAACACUUCAGAUUCCAUCCAACUCAACAUUCUUGAUUGCUCACCGACUGGUGAUUGGAACAAAAAGACGCAAUCCCGUCGGCAGUCUAGCGACCCAACAUCAGGCCGUGGUUGUUGCCCACCAAGACAUUGUGCAGGUGUUGGGCUUCAAGUGUCAUCCAUAUCACGUCCCGUCAGCCAGCUACAACUGCCCAUCAUCGUCGUCAUCAUCGUCAAGCACCCCAAGGUUAUCGUCCGUCCGGCGCAUGUACACAUCGACUCUGGCCUCUGGUACGAACUGCAGCCACGAAGCUUCGACCAACCGCGACCGCCCAAACCGACUCGUCAACUGCCCGAUCGUCCGAACCCUCAAACCAGCUACAGGCAACUCGACCGUGAGCCCCUCGACGGUACUACGUGACUACACGGUACUGGCCCGACUCGCCCGAUUCGGUUCAAGUUUGCCCAUCGUCAACAAGGGCUUAGGUUGCGCUCCAUCAAUCGCACCCCGGCCUCCCAUCUGCCUAGCUGCCUAG
This is a messenger RNA of Neurospora tetrasperma FGSC 2508, 783 nucleotides long. RefSeq lists its product as uncharacterized. The transcript is spliced from 5 exons. NCBI's taxonomy places the organism in Eukaryota, Fungi, Ascomycota, Sordariomycetes, Sordariales, Sordariaceae. The coding region runs from base 1 to 783 and encodes 260 amino acids. The record is from RefSeq and is a predicted model, not a curated record.